Molecule: messenger RNA, 2436 nt
Organism: Closterium sp. Naga37s-1
Lineage: Eukaryota; Viridiplantae; Streptophyta; Zygnematophyceae; Desmidiales; Closteriaceae
Source: the annotation of a GenBank genome assembly
AUGUUCCUUAAACGAAAGAGCGCCGCACGCUCUGCUACAGCUGCCGAGCCUGUCUCCGAGCCUACCACCGAGCCUGUCUCAUCCGCGUCCAAUCAGGAGAAAGCGAAGCCCGGAGCUUCUGAUAAAGACAAGGCGAAAGGGUUUCGUGCCGCUGUAUUCCCCGUCGCUGUAAUCGAAACCGACGAGGAGGAAAACGAAUCUUCCGACGACGGGACAGCACUACGGAAUGUGACUAAAUUGGAUAGCGUGUUCGCGAAGCAACCCUCGACCGCACCAGUCGCAGCACCAGUCGCAGCACCAGUCGCAGCGCCAGUCGCAGCACCAGUCGCAGCAGAAGCACAGCCGACGAAAUUGACCCCAGCAGCAUGUACGAAGCUUCCACCACCUGCUCCUUCUCCCGGCAAGCAGCCCGUCAGCCAGCCGGUCGACAUCAAGCAGCCGGCGACGGCCGUCCGUAACCGUCAGCAGAACCGUCCGAUCUUCCAGCGGCCGGUUCUGGACACGAUCCCGUCCGCACAGGAGCUGGAAAGCGGCGAGCCGCUAUUCUCGCUCUCCCUCACCAACAACCCAGUAACCUCCCCUCCGACUGUUACCACUUCCGGCGGUUCGUCUUUCUCCUCGUUCAUCCUCUCCCUCGUCACGCCACGUGGCAGCCAGAGACCCGCGUCGUCUGCUACCGCUUCGUCCCAAUCCGCCGCAUCGUCUGUAUACUCACUUUCUGAUUCCGAUGCGGAUUCGGACUCUGAGGAGGAGAGCGAGGGAGAUGGGGACGAGGAGCGCGAGGGAGAGGAGGGUGGGGGAGGUGAAGGGGAAGAGGGUGAUGGGAGCUGGAGCAAGCUGGCGUCUGUUGGCAAGUCCGUGAGCUUUGAAGGGAGGAAGACGGGGGUUCAGAGCGGUGGAGCUGGGUUCUGGAACCGGAAGAGGUGGCUGUCGUUCUCCCCUCGCUCCGCCUCCGCUGCUCGGGCGUGUGUGCGGGCUGUUGCUUCUGCGGACGGUGGUAAUGGUGAUGGUGGUGGUCGUGGUGCCAAGUGUGUCAAGUCCACGCCUUCCUCUUCUUACACGUCUCCUUCGAUGCAUCUCGUGACGAGCCCCGACGCAGCCUCGGGGUCCGGUUCGGCAAGCUCUGCUCCGGCUGGAGGCUCGGAAGGAGGUUCGGAUGCAGGUUCGGGAGGGACAUUCGGUGGUGGUUUGGGAGCGGGCGGCAGGAUAAAAUCUGGAGCGAGGAUGGGGAUGCUAUCCAGAAGCAUGUCGGAACGACUGCCGCCACUCACUCCGCUGGCGACUGUGCUGGACUGCGACAUGCCGCUGACGUGGACUGCCAGCCUGGACCCGGAUUUAUGGGCGGUUCCGGAGCACGGGCCCCAUGUGGGUGGCGGAACGACGGGCCAGUGUAGCAACUGUGAUAGCUGGCGAGGCGAGAAGAUAUGGCGUGAAGAAAAGGACAAAGACGACAAGUUGGCGGCACGCCGGCCACGCAGCAUUGUGUUGCCGGCCAGGAAUGUGACGGGUCCUGCUUCUGCCCCCGUAGCAGGGGAUGCUGCGGUGGCGUCGCCGCCAGCUGUCACGUCGCCAGCUGUCACGCCGCGAUUGCCUGAGCUGACGGAGGAGUCGUUUCUGCUGUCGGAGGCGACACGUGCGGCGGUGUUCAAGCACCUACCUGCCACAGUCAGCAGUCACAAAUGGGUGGUAUCAGACACCGCAGGAACAGUCUUCGGCGCCUUCUCCUCCCCCUCCGCGCUCACCCCGUCCGACCGGCGCAAGUACCAGGGCAGCAACCACUGCUUCGUCUUCUCCGACAUCUCAGGCUCCCCCACGGUGCAUGCAGCGACUGGGCGCAACCACUACUACGUGCUGCCCACCCACGACUGCCUUGCCUUCGGAGGCGGUGGACGCUUUGCCCUGCGCCUGGAAGAGGACCUGCUGUCGGGCUCCAGUGGCGAGUGUGACACCUUCGCCAGCCCAUGCCUGGCGGGGAAAGAGGACUUCUUGUUGAGAAAGCAGCAGUGCGUCUGUUGCUAUAAGCGCUGCUCGUCAGGCGUUCCUGAGUCUGCUGCUGCAGCUGCGCCGCUCUGUUGGUGGGGGAGAGGGGGGAGGGGGUGUUUGGUGAAGCUCCCCCUUCCUCUCCUACCUCGCUCCCCUCUCCCACCUCGCUCCCCUCUCCCUUUCCAUCCCCCCACUUCUCCACUUCCCCCCUCCCAAGCAGACCCUUUGGAAGUGCUGGAGAGCAAUGGGCAGUUUUAUCGUCUCAUGGCCUUGGGGAGAGCUUUGCCUUCCCUUUCCCCUCCGCGCCCCUUUCCGCUCCCCCAUGUCUCCCUUCCCCCCCCUUUCCCCCCCUUCCCCCCUCCCCCCCCCCCCUCACAAGCAGACCCUCUGCGUGUGCUGGAGAGCUAUGGGGAGUUUUACCGCCUCAUGGCCUUUGAGGAACAUUCCAGGUAG